AUGGCCCACUCCAACCAUUCCAGCACCUCCUUCUUUCUGACUGGACUCCCGGGCCUUGAGGCUGUGUAUGUCUGGCUCUCCAUUCCCCUGUGCAUCGUGUCCAUUGCUUCUCUUGCAGGGAAUAGCUUGAUCCUGUGGGUUGUAAAGUCAGAGCCCUCCCUGCACCAGCCUAUGUACUACUUCCUAUCCAUGCUAGCAGUGAUGGACCUGGGCCUGUCUGCUUCCACACUGCCCACCAUGCUCACAAUCUACAUGAUGGGUGUCAGGGAGGUUACUUUAGACAUGUGUCUUGCCCAGCUUUUCUUCAUUCAUACUUUCUCCAUCAUGGAGUCCUCUGUGCUACUGACCAUGGCCUUUGAUCGUGUUGUGGCCAUCAGCAGUCCUCUGCGCUAUGGCACCAUCCUCACCAACCCUCGGAUUGCCGGCUUGGGCCUGGUCAUUGUGGUUCGCAGCAUUGGUCUCCACAUUCCUGCCCCCAUCAUGCUGAAAAAACUGCCUUACUGCCAGAAGCGCCAACUUUCCCACUCUUACUGCCUGCACCCAGAUGUUAUGAAGCUGGCUUGUGCUGACACCCACAUCAACAGUAUCUAUGGCCUGUUUGUGGUUCUCUCCACCCUGGGUGUGGACUCUGUGCUCAUUGUUCUCUCCUAUGGGCUGAUCCUCCACACAGUGUUGUCAAUUGCCUCCAAGACUGAGCGCCUCAAAGCCCUCAACACUUGUGUCUCCCACAUCUGUUCUGUCCUGCUCUUCUACACACCUAUGAUUGGCCUGUCCAUGAUCCACCGAUUUGGCAAGCGGGCUUCCCCAUGCAGUCGUGUGUUGCUCUCUUAUCUUCACUUUCUCAUUCCUCCAGUGCUUAAUCCGGUUGUUUAUACCAUAAAGACUAAGCAGAUCCGACUGAGGAUUCUGCGCAUCUUCCGGUCUGGUGGAGCAAACAUUAGAGAUACCCAGGAUCACUGA
Myodes glareolus (Bank vole) is the source of this 960-nucleotide messenger RNA. RefSeq names its product olfactory receptor 51G2-like. Gene Ontology annotation, cellular component: plasma membrane. Gene Ontology annotation, biological process: G protein-coupled receptor signaling pathway. The record is from RefSeq and is a predicted model, not a curated record. Gene Ontology annotation, molecular function: G protein-coupled receptor activity; olfactory receptor activity. Lineage: Eukaryota; Metazoa; Chordata; Mammalia; Rodentia; Cricetidae.